CCGAGUGUUCCAGAGAGAAGAAGAAAAUAAGGGCUCGAAAUCUCUAUACUUCUCCCCAGAAAGCGAUGAUGGCGACCGCCUUGAGCUGCGGCCAGUCCAUCUUCCUCUUCCCUCCUUCUUCCUCCAGCUCUCGAGGAACCACCAAGCUCAACAGGGUUGCAUGCAAGUUCAAUCCAAAACCACUGCCUAUAUUUUUGACAAGCACACCACUUAAUCCAUUUCUGCCUGUGCUGCCCAGAGGAUUGCCAAGCUUGGACCUUUCUGCUGCAUCAUUUACGGUGCUAAGGGGGAGUGAAGCUGGCCAGUCACAGAAAACAUCCAUUCUACUCAGACAGCGGAAAUCUUCAGCAUCGGUACAAGCAAAGAAGAAGGAUAAUAGUUCAAUCACCAUACCUUUCCCGAAAAUGACUGAGAAGCCAGAGUGGUGGUGGAGAACUUUAGCAUGUCUUCCAUAUUUAGCAUCUAUGCAGAUGUCUGACCUUGGAUUUUAUAUUAUGCCGUUUGCAGAACACUAUCAACUCUUUGGAGAUUUGAUUUAUUACGUCCCUGGAGCAAUAAAGAGGUUACCACAGUGGUUCCCAGUGACAUAUUGUUUACUGGCAUAUUACUUCAUUGUGAAGAGGAAAGAGUGGCCUCACUUCUUUAGGUACCAUGUGAUAAUGGCCAUGUUACUGGAAACGAUGCUGCAAGUGGUUGCACAAGGGAGCAAUUUCUUUCCACUCAUAAACUUGAACGGCACAUUUGGCAUAGAAUACUGGGCGGCCAUGGCGUUCUUGUAUAUCCUGAUCUUGUUGGAGUGCAUAAGGUGUGCUCUUUCUGGCAAGUAUGCUAAGCUCCCAUUUUUCAGUACUCCUGCUCUGGCUCAUACUCUUUAUACCGUAGAAGGCAGGCUAAGACCUUUCUAAGAGCGGGUACAGAUCUUGUUUGGGUCUUAUGAUGAGUCUAUGCUCUUCAGAGUAUUAUGUUCUAUGUUCUUUAGAGUUGGUCAUUAUUGUACAUUAAUAUUUAUAAAAUUAUUGGAUUGUUGGAUUUGUGUCGAACUGAGGAUAUAUUUGAUACUGGAUAGUCUGGCAUCGACUUAUUAUUGAUGAA
Messenger RNA from Argentina anserina (silverweed cinquefoil), 1092 nucleotides. RefSeq names its product protein TIC 20-IV, chloroplastic-like. Bases 66 to 905 code for a protein of 279 amino acids. NCBI's taxonomy places the organism in Eukaryota, Viridiplantae, Streptophyta, Magnoliopsida, Rosales, Rosaceae. The transcript has 3 exons. The record is from RefSeq and is a predicted model, not a curated record.